AUGUGUCUCGGCUGCGGUUCUUCUACACAAGUUCCAGAUAAUUUUGUUGGAAAAUGGACUCAUGACAAGUCAACUUAUAUGAGUAUCGAGCCUAAUGGGAAAGUACAUUACAUCAAAUCGGGACGAGGACGAACCUAUAAAUGGAAUGGACCUGUUAGUUACAACAAUGAUGGCUUUUCGGGUAGUUGUUGUUUCUGCUUUACUAUCGAAGGAAAAUAUAAUGGCUCAAAUCCUCAACAACCAACGUUUAUUGUUGAUGGUAAUGUAUUGACUAAAACAAUAACUCAACAACCAGGCCGCACUUAA
Adineta steineri is the source of this 306-nucleotide messenger RNA. NCBI's taxonomy places the organism in Eukaryota, Metazoa, Rotifera, Eurotatoria, Adinetida, Adinetidae. The record is from the annotation of a GenBank genome assembly.